AUGAAAGGAUUUAUGAAUCCAAUUUUUCAUCCUGUUGAUGAUGAAAUUGUGGUUGAAGAGAGAAGAACUUUUCAAAUACCUUUAUAAAAUUUUGGUUCGAAUAUCGAAUUGCCUAAGGAAUAUGAGCGAAUUUUUUCGUCAAUCACAGACUCAUCCUAACAGCUGAAUGAUAGCCUAUUAUAACCAUUUGAUAAUUCAAAAUAUGAAUAAACCCUCUUAAUUUAGAAUAAUAAUAGUCUUUCGACAAAUCAUCCUUCGUCAUAGAAAAAUUAGCGACCAAUCGUUAAAUUUGACAAGAAUUCCUUAUAAUAAAUUCUGUAAAUCCUCUCUAGUUAUCAUCAAUGUAAAUAAAAACCACAGAAGGAAUAAAUAAUAAAUCAAAUUAAUAAUUCAAAGAAAAUUAAGAUUUCUCCUGAGACAAAACAUUUUCAAUUCAACAAAAUGAAAAAUGUAAUCAAAAACGAUUCGACUCCUAAAAACCAACCUCCAUCUAAAUCAAAUGAAAAUGAUAUUAAAUCUCAUAAGCAUAGAUCAUCAACCAACUAUACUCCCAGAGUUGAAACAUCAGCCAUCACAGUAGGUCACUAUAGUUCCAAAAAUUUGGAUGCAAAUCUUAAUUAGAAGUAAGAUUAAACAAAUAUUAUUUAACUCCUACAAAAAAGAACAAAAUCUCAAUAUUACCCUAAAUAAUUGAUUAAAACCUAAAUAGAUGAUAUAAAUGGGAAAAUCAUACAACUGAAAAAUCUCAUCUUAAAAUCCAUCAAAUACGACCCCUUAUUGGAACCUAUCCAAGUUUCGAUAGAUAGGAUUAUUAAACAAAACGAAGAUAGUAAUCUCCUUCAAAAAGAGGUAGUCCACCUUAAAGACAUUACAAACUCAAAAUCAUUUAAGGAAUCGAAAUACAAUAUUUAAUUUAAUAUUUAAAAAUUAAUAUCUGUAGUUAAAGAGAAACAAAAAAAGAUAGAAAUAAUAAUGAUAUUCAAUAAAGAUGGUAGCUCAAAUGAUAGUCAUUAAAGUCCAAAAGCAAAUUGUAUAUUGUCAAGAUAAACAACAUCAGACAAUAUUACAGAGGAAAUCUAAGAUGACAAAAAACGAUUUUUUUAAUUAGUUGUAAACAGAAAACUCGAAUUGCCCUUUAAUCACCCAAACAAAGAAGUAAUGCUUCAUGAAUUAUAUGACAAAGCCAUAAAAAUGGGUAUAAAGAAGAGCGAUUGGCAAUAAUUUAUUGUUAAUGAAUUGAAAUUUUGA
Molecule: messenger RNA, 1248 nt
Organism: Paramecium octaurelia
Lineage: Eukaryota; Ciliophora; Oligohymenophorea; Peniculida; Parameciidae
Source: the annotation of a GenBank genome assembly